Coregonus sp. 'balchen' is the source of this 5145-nucleotide messenger RNA. The record is from the annotation of a GenBank genome assembly. Lineage: Eukaryota; Metazoa; Chordata; Actinopteri; Salmoniformes; Salmonidae.
AGGUUGUUAUGGAUCAGAGGCUCCUUUAAGAGCGCUGAGACACGAAGCAGCUGUUCAUACUAGAAAGCGGAGGAGGAGACCAUAGUAUUGAACGCACUGGGAGGAUGACAGCUUUUAGCCGCUGCUGUAACCCUGAACCUCUGACACCCAUAUGAACCGUCAGCGAGAGGACCACUGACCCAGCCCGCAGUGCGCAUCCUCUAUGCUGAGCAAAAAGCGAGGGGCCGUGGGCGGUGUGUGUGUGGAAGAUUCCUAAUGAUUUAUCAAUUUUCAUAGACGCUAUUUUUCUAACACCAUGGUGCUGGGAAAGGUGAAAACUUUAGCGGUCUGCUUCGACUAUCUGAACGACAACAACGUCCCCGUUUACUCCGGAGGGGAUUCGGUAUCCGGGAGGGUGAUAAUCGAAGUCACCGGCGAGGUUCGCGUCAAAACGCUGAACAUAACUGCCAGAGGAGUUGCAAAGGUCCGGUGGACCGAGUCCCGGAACGCCGGGGCCAACACUGCCUACACUCAGAAUUACACCGAGGAGGUGGAAUACUUAAACCAUAGCGACACGUUAAUAGGAGAGGAGAGAGGUAAGGGACAACCACAUCAUAAUUACGCACUCAUUCUCACAGAGAUGUGCUGGCAAAAUUGAAAGAGGGUAUAUGGAAAGGCCUAGUUCCGGUUGGUCCGAAUGAUCUGAUUCCAGCCAUGUUAUGGAGUUCUGUCAUUGCUGGUAAUUAUAGCCUACGCCAUUUGUAGGUUACAUGAAUGAUGAUGGGUUAAAUUUUACAUAAACUGCGUAACACACACAUCACACAUGGGAACAAAUAACAGCUCUUAGUCAGGUGGGAUAGUGGUCCUGAUGCAACAAAGGAUAGUCAUGGUGUAAUGGAUAGGUUUUCCGCAUCCAAUUUAGGCUGUUUAAUAGGCCAGAUCCGUCAUAAAUAUUUGCUCAAUUGAUGUCUUAUUAUGACACAUAUUACAGAUUAUACAGUAAUUGUGUUUUAUUCGAAUUUAAGUUUGUAAAUCCUUCUCUGCGUUUUAUGUGGCGAGUGAAGAAACCUCUAAAUUUGUCCAAAUUUCACACGAGCGAGGGCUAAUCUAACCGAAAGCUGUUAAAGUUCGAAUAUUUUCGAGGUUUAUUAUUGCUUUUGUUGUAUAAUCUUAUCAGGAACAUUGCUUCGCAGAUGACAUCCUGAAGUUUACACCCUUUGUUAGAAGCGGUUCAAACCUGUUCACAAACUGGCUGAGGGAAGGGGGGCGCGUUGGGGGCAUACUUCUUUCGCCUAUGAUUUAGUAUUUAUUUAGCAUCUUUACAGGGAGUAACAACACCAAGAGAUACACUUUUUAUUUUUCCAUUUGAAAGAAAAACUAUCCCAUAGUUAGUAUAUACUACAAUAAAAAAUACACUCUUGACAUAACACAGCAAUACAAACAAGUCCUAGCUCAUAUGUCCUAUGACAGUAAAUGCACCUUUGCAUGGGCGAAUCAGGCUCUUGUUGCCAGGGUAAUGUGAGAGCUCAAGUCAUAUUUUCUCGAGAAUUUUUAUCCAUCACAAUGUGACAUCACCAAGACCUUCAGCAGAAGACUGGUUGCCUUCUCAGCGACUGGCAACGUAACCUACCGGUGCCCUUUAGUUCAGAAUAGCCUUUAUGAAAACAGUGUUAAUCAGUAGGGUAGGGUUCAUUAUUUAGCUGGCUAGUAAAUUAUGUCAUGUAUGUGCUGAUCAUCUGUUUAGCUCAGGAAAGCUACAUGGUGUGCAGGCUUUUUAUUUCCAGCCCAGCACUAACUCACCAGAUUGAACCAACAAUGUUCUAAAUAGUGGACCAUAAGUAGUUGACCCAGGUGUGUUAGUGCUGGGCUGGAACAAAAGCCGGCACGCCCUGUAGCUCUCCAGGACCAGAGCUGCCUGCCGCCUACACUGAUUUGAUCUCCAUUGUUGCUCAAGUAUAGUGUUAAUUAGUUUAUGAUCUGUAAGUAUUUGAUGUUUUCCUUGUUUUGUUGCACUGUAAUAACCCUGAUUGUAUUUGUGUGUUGAUUGAUUGAUUGACUCUGAGGAAUUUGUCAAAUAAAAUAUGUUGUUGGUUUUUAAUAAAGAUGCAUGAAUGUACCUACUCUCGAGUCCCUCUUUAUUUCUCUCAAAUAUUACAGUCUAGCUCUGUCUGUCUGUCUGUCUGUCUGUCUGUGAGAAUAACAUGGCUGUCCUUACUUCUGCAUGGUAUGAGGAUUUUUGGUGAAAACUCUCUCUCCCUCCCUCUCUGUCUCUGAGUAUCGCUCCCUAAAUCAUUCUAUCUAUCUACCUCCCUUUCUCUUUCUCUCUCUCCUACCCUCCCCAUCGCUCUGUCCAUGGCUCUGUUUCUCUCUCUUUCUCUCGAUUCUCCCAUAUUACAGAACACAUGGUCAUUCAUAAAGGGGCUUGGUGGAGGGGCGGGACCAGGUUAGCUUUCCUCCAAUGGGAGGCUAAGUAUGUAUGCAGUGGAGUAUCAGGCCGAAAAUCCGCUGCUCAUUCUGGUUCAUACCGGUCUGCUCCUGCUCUCCUCGCGCUGCCGGUGUGGCUUAACAACACACACACACACACACACACACACACACACAAACAGCCCGCUGGAUGUUUACCACAAAGAGUACACACAGGAGUGUUGAACAUACUGUUCACACACAAACACACACACACACACACACACACACACACACACAUACACACACACACACAGACACCAUGUUCUCGGCUGCAAAAGAGAACAUGCAGGACUGCUGAGGUGGCAGAAAAUAGAUGAUCAGAGAUUCACACAUCAACGAAUACAAUAACAUGUAGAUUAAGGAAGUGAAAGGGGAUACAUGUUUUCUCGGUCUGAGUGUGUCUUCAUGUCUCUGCUCUGCUCUGUCUGAAGUGUUCAUGGAUGAAAUUACAAUAAAUGUUGUAUUUGAUGCGUUUAUGACUUGACAUAAUGGGUAAUAUUCAAAUGAAAUACCAUGACUGGGUUGUAUGUGUUAUAAAGCAUUCAUUAUGUGUGAAUUUGUGGGGUCAUUAGUAAAAAUAAAAUGUGUCAUAGAGCAUUUAUUACUGGGUUUAUUAUCUUGGUGUUGACUUGGAAUGAGGCACUUGAAAGCACCAUCUUGAAAGCACAACGUGAAACAAUGAAAUGAAAUGGUGGGUGCGUGUCUAUGUGUGUGUACAGUGUGUGUAGACUAGUGUGUGUCAGGUAUGGUAUUUGGAAUCUUGUUUUCCUGUGUUUCAGAUGAGGACAGUCCAGAGGAGGCCCUCACUGUUCUCAACACAGGAUUACACGAAUUCGCCUUUAGCUUCCUGCUACCACAGAUGUAUGUAACACACACACACACACACACACACACACACACACACACACACACACACACACACACACACACACACGCACACGCACACACAUACACACAGCUAAUAUCCGAACCCCUAAUAUGGAAUCUUAUCUAAAGAUAGAACUGUAGGAAGUCUAAUCCUAUAGACCUCUCCCCCUCUCUCCCCCACUCCCCCUCUCUCAGGCCCCUGGCCACAUCGUUUGAAGGGAAGCAUGGCAGUGUGAGGUACUGGGUUAGAGCAGAGCUCUACAGACCAUGGCUGCUGCCUUUCAAAGUCAAGAAAGAGUUCACUGUGUUUGAACACAUCGAUAUCAACACACCACUGCUGCUGGUGAGGACUGUGGAGUACACACACAGAUACACACACACACACAAAUACACAAACACACAUGCAUGCACACACAUCUCACAUACACACAUGCUCACAGUUUUUGUGACAUUUCUGUGUAUAGGCCCCUCAAGCUGGCACUAAGGACAAGACCUUGUGUUGCUGGUUCUGUGCCUCGGGACCCAUCUCACUCAGCGCCAAGAUAGAGAGGAAGGGAUACACACCAGGUGAGUAACACACACACACACACACACACACACACACACACACACACACACACACACACACACACACACACACACACACACACACACACACACACACUGCCCCAUCCCCCCUCCCAUCUCACAGCUUUCCUCUCCUAGGUGAGUCCAUCCAGAUCUUUGCAGAGGUGGAGAACUGUUCGUCCAGGGUGGUGGUGCCCAAGGCAGCGCUGAGCCAGACCCAGACCUACUUCGCCAAGGGCAAGGCCCGGCAGCUCCAGCAGCAGAUGGCAGCCCUGCGUGGGGACACCAUACCCCAGGGGAAAAGCCAGAGCUGGGAUGGAAAACUGCUCCACAUACCCCCGGUGUCCCCGUCCAUCCUGGACUGUCCACUCAUCAGAGUGGAGUACUCACUGGUGGUGAGGAAUUAUAAUAUGUUGUAUAGUUUAAAUGGUAAUACAUGUAUUAAUAUGGUAGAAUGUUAAUAAGUGUUGUCAGUCAAAUCGCCUCGCAAAAUCUAACCACUUUAGCAGGUUCUUCACAGUCAUGUACUGUAAAGGUUAUCUUUCUGGUAUAUCAUCAUUUGGGCUUCAAAUAAGACAGUAUCUACCCCUCUCUCUCUCUCCCAGGUGUAUGUGGACAUCCCUGGUGGGUUGAAUCUGUCGCUAUCAUUGCCAUUGGUGAUCGGGACCAUCCCCCUCCACACAUUCACCAAUCGAACCAGCAGCAUCAGCAGCUACUGUAGCACCAUCAGCUGGCCAGAGAGACCUGAGGGUAUGACAUACACCUGUGUGUGUGUACUGUGUGUUUGUGUACUGAUUGUGUGUGUGUGUGUGUGUGUGUGUUCUCCCAAAUUAAUCCCAUGCUGUGUGUGUAUUCACAGCUCCCCCCAGCUACAGUGACCUGUUGGUGACAGAGGAGCAGAGGUGGGGCUGUCUGGAGCGCUGUGAGGGGUCAGAGGUCAACGAAGAGGACCAGGGAACACUGCGCGCUUACAUCACAGAGUUCAGAUACCAGCCCCCGCCGCUCUACUCCGAGGUACACACACACACACACACCACACAUCCACGCUUGCACACACCCCACGCACGCACACACACACUAUUAUAGGUUUAACUAGCCUAAUCUUCUCUCUCUGUGUUCCUCAGGUUGACCCUAACCCAGAGCCGGGCUGUGGAGGUCAGGAGGUCAGGAGACCCGACCUCUGCCCUUCUCGCUGAGCACAACACUGACCUGCUCAGAGCAGAGCAACUACACCUACAGAUGGAUCCAACAUGGCCGCUGCUAUAG